Molecule: messenger RNA, 4740 nt
Organism: Diaporthe citri
Lineage: Eukaryota; Fungi; Ascomycota; Sordariomycetes; Diaporthales; Diaporthaceae
Exons: 2
Coding region: 1-4740 (1579 amino acids)
Source: RefSeq, a predicted model, not a curated record
AUGUCGGGCUUCGAAAUCGAGUUACCUUCGUCGCCCGACCCUUUGGGCGACGAGUCGAUAGUCAUCCCGCCCGGUUCCGCCGCGCCGCCUCCUCCGUCUACGACGCGUCGCCCGUUUCAGAGCGCCGCCUCCUCUCGAUUCUCCGCAAUCCCAGGAACGUCGCCUCGAAAGCGCAUGUUCGCCCUCGAUGUUGGCAACGAGAUCACCCCUCAGACAAUCUACGUCACCGUGGAAGCUGGUCCGGAUGGCAAUCCCAUAACGAGGCCUGGCGGUGCUGGUGUUGGAGGCGCGAACGUGAGGCGACUCCUGUUUGGAUCACCAACCCCCCAGCCGAGCCCACGUCGGGGAGCGCGGACGACCACGACGACCGUACCCCUCAGAGGCUUGACGGACGAUGAAGGCGACCCGACACCACGGAGGCGCAGGCGCUCGUCUACCAGGCCCGGGACACCAGCGACGGCCGGCGCCAAGAGGAAGAAGAAAGGCACCCCAACACCCAAGGCUACGAGGAAACCACGAGGCACUCCCGUUGCUAGCAGUGAUGCCCUGCAAUCAGAAGCACCCGCGACCGUGGAAAAGCCGACACCCGCCAGGAAGAGAGGCAGGCCGCCCAAGCGCAAAGCGGAGACUGCACCCUCAGACCAAGAUAGCCACGCCCCGCCACAGGUUUCAACAACUAAAAAGCCAGGUCGAAAACGUCAAAAGUCGAUCCAGGCGGAUGACACCGACGAGCUCACAACAACUGGCAUCAACUUAUAUCCGCUUCAGAGCCACGACCGGCAGGCCUCACAAAAUACAGACGACACCAACGAGCGUCUUUCGCUAGAGAAAGUUGCUGAAGAUGGAGGUGCCGCGUACCAGGAUGACGGCGACGAGGAAGACCCUUUCCUGGCUCAGUUAUCAGACCCACCUCGCGAUGCGCACCCCUCCCCGACGGCAGAACAGGCCAUGGAACCCUCAGAGUCUUUUGACGAAACCCAGUUCGAACAGCAACAUUCUCAAGGGCCGCUUCCGGGCGAGUCGGACGACUACGCUCCCAUGAUGGACUUCGACGAGAGAAGUGACGUGGACUCACACCAUGACGAACCUGUAACUUUAAAUGCGCAAGCCGAACAUGGAACACUGGAGCUGGAAGACCAAGGCCCUCUGCCGGGCGAGUCCGAAGAUUAUGCGCCUAUGAUGGACCGCGAUGAUGGGAGCGAUACACAGUCGCGUCACAGCGAAACAACACCUAGAGCCUCGCGACGUGUCAGACAUGACCCCAUGGAACUAGAGGAUCAGGGGCCUUUACCCGGGGAGUCGGACGACUAUGCUCCUAUGAUGGAGGUCGAUGAUAGAAGUGACGCCAAGUCUCAUCACAGCUUCCACCCGGCUAGGAGUGAGGACGCGACGGACAAUACCGUGGACCCAGACACAUUCACCAUGAUUGGUAUUGAGACAAUGCCCUCUUUUCAAGGAAACAGGGGCGCACCAACGUCAGAUCUGCCCGAGAUAGGAGAGACGACAAGUUUGCUCAUCAACAAGACGCUAGAAUCGCUGAGACAAGAGAUGGAUGCGACAGACGAAGAAAAUGACGAUGUCGACUUACUUGGAUCGCGGGAUCAGACACCUGCUGAGGCAAACCCGGACAGGGCGCAUAAUGUGUCGUCUGGGAGGAAACAGACCUCUCCACAGAGGAGCCAGAUGCCACAGUCCCGACAGAGUCAAUCUUCCGAGCCCCCCUUACAGCCCCCCAAAGCUAGUUUUCCACUCGAGUAUGCUGCACCGCAGCCACUGCAGAAGAACAAGCAAUCUCCUGCUCAGCCGAUACGAGUACAGGAUAACAACAAUGUCGCAGAAAUGAGCGACGACGAGCUGAAUGCCGACGACGAUUCCUUCUCCGAUAUUCCAGAGGAAGUCUUUGCGGCUGUGGAACCUCAAGAAGAGAUGCCGCAAUCUGCAAGAAGUCCUAGUGAAGAUGAACUCAGCAUGGCUGUCGUGCCCGCCCAACACUCGGCGCCGGACGCGGAUUGCAGUCAAGAGAUUACCCCAAGCGAUUCCCAGAAGAGUGACAUUCCCGAAAGUCCAAAGUCCCCGGCCGAACACCUCGGCCGCAGCCAAGUCGACGACGGCGACUUCCUCCAUCGCUCUGCGUCCCGAUCCGCCCAAUCCGGGAGACGGUCCAGCCAGGCCACGCAGCAGAAUGAGCCGACUUCCUCCAGCAAUCAAAGCAUUCCCGCGACGAAUCAACCUCAUGAAGAGCAAAGUAUGUUUGUCGACCGUGAUGAUGAGAUAGGUUCUUCCCCACCAGAAAUCACAACCUUCGAUCGAGAGGAUGAACAACCAAUGCAAGACUCGCGCCGGAGCUCGGAUACACCCGCGAACCGACCGCCCUCAAUCCAUCUGCAGCCCGCGCAAGCAAGGGAGGCAAAUGCUGCAAUCUUCCCCUCCCAAUCACCUGGUCCUCGACCAUUCCUCUCUCCGAUUGUGCGUGUUGGCGAGAGAUUGCAGAACAUCUUGUCCGACCCUCCCUCUCCGUCCGCGAGAAGCAGUGUCCUGGGGAGCCCUUUUAAAGGAUCCGUCAGGAAAUCUAGCUUGGACGCGCCCUCGGACGAAGAGGCUGUGCACAGGGAUACGUCUUCCAACGCCACAUUGCAUAAUCCCCCAGCGCCCCCCGAACCACCAAAGAGCACCUGGACUCAGUCUCUUUUCUCACUCAGCCAUCUGAAAAGCCUUGUCACAGAAGGAACGAAGAGGAUUACUUCUCCCCAGGUUAAUGUCACGCAAACUUGGGAGGAUCCGUUUGGGCCGUCAUCCCCCGCUAAGGACCGAGGGGGAAGUGCUCGCAACUCGGCUUUCAUGGAACGUAUUAGGCAGGCGUCACGUGAAGGCAGUGUGCAUAGUAGCAGAGCCAGUGUCGCAAAAGCGACUAUAGGGGAGGUGGACGACAGAAGUUUGUCGGGAGACCCUGCACCUCGAGGACUAAGCAGCAACUGGAGAGGUGAGAUGUCACGGAAGCCCGGUCUGCUCGGUUCAGAGGUCUUUCCGGGUCACGCGCAUGUUGGGUCUGGCAGUGGAUGGGACGGGGCAGCGGACCGUCUACCAGAAGAACCGCGGACCGAUGACACUCUUUUGCAGCCAGCCGAGGAUCAAGCACCUGAGAUCGAAAGCGUCCGGUAUCCGCAGCUUCACGAGGAAGUAAUCCAAGAGGGAAGGAUCCAAACGCGAUCGAAGGAGGAUGCGAUGCAGAUUGACGAGGCACCGCUUGAUGGGGAUGGGUCUGAUGACGAAGACGUCUGGGCCAUUGAAGCAGACAGGACAGCUUCGUCUCCGACAGCUCAAAAGCGAGCCAACGAAUCGAUCAACGAGUCGUUCAACGUUUUUGCGAGAAGUGGGCUGUCUAUUGACUGGGGAACACGAAGCACCAUCUCACAGACCCUGCCUCCUGGCAGGAGCCCGGCUUUUAAGCAGUCGACCCGUGGCGUCCCUCAAGACAUGCCUGAGAAUCUCGAGGACUAUUCACUUCUUGAUCUGCACAGUGGUACUUCCACCCAGCCUUCCGCGAAGAAGCCCACACCAGAGCAACAGAAACAGCCAAAGAGGGUGGAUCUGUCGGACUUCUUCUCGUCUUCUCCCAAUUUUAUAGAGCGGGAACAAAGGGCUAGGACAGCAUUGAAAGCGAGGUCCAUAGCUCAGAGUUCAGCUGAGAGUCAUGCCGCUCAGAUUACUGCGCCAGGAACACUGCACGACACGCAAAAUGCCCGAAUCCCGCCCCAGAGGCAGCCAUCAUGGGAUAGCCGGCUCUCGGAUGAGCUGCCGUCGCCAGCCCCGGCAGCUGACCAGCCCUUUGGACAGGAUGCAACGGGUCACUUAUCGUCCGAGUCCACACCCACGCCGGAGCGGCCGCGCCUUACACAGCAGCGUCUUGCUCCUCGCCCUAGCCAAAACGAUGCAGCUUUGUUCGAAAACUGGGAAGUGUCGUCGUGUCGAGCACCGACAGAACGCCUGCAUGUCUCGGAUCCCAUAAGCGACGCACAGCCGAGUUCUCCGCAGGCCAUUGAGCGGCCUAGCACCCCUGUGGAUCCCGAAGAGUCCUCAUUUGAGGCCCCCACGCUGAAGCCACUCCCUGGCCGGACUAUGUCACCGUCCAAAUCUUGCUUGAGAUCUCCGCUAAAACCCAAGACGCCUGGACGCGUGGUGGAGUUCACAAGCAGCACUCUCUCCCCGAUGGCGCAAGGCCAGGCCCGAGCCGGGGCCCAGGUCAAGAACCCGAUCACAUUGGGCCGCCCUCCUUCCCUCUCGCCCCGCCGCUCUCCCAGAGGCAAGGAGAAUCAACCGUCGGCGCUCAAAUCCUACAUCCACUCCUCCCCGCACCACAAGCACCUGAGUUCCAGCCAGCAGCAGAAGCAGCAAGAAGAGCCGGCCGACUCCCCGCUCUCGCAGACCAAAUGGACCAAGAGGCACUGGCUCCUGCUGGACGAGCUCCUGCAGGCCUACCGGCGCAACGCCCUCGACUUCCAGCUCCGGCAUAGCGAUGCCGUCAUGGCCUCGCCCAAGAAGCGCGCGUCGAGCUCGCUGCUCGGCAAGAUGGUCACGUCGCAGGGCGAGAGGAUGGCACUUGAGCAGUGGCACCUGGACAUCGUCGACGCGUUUAAGAGGGACGUCGGCGGGUGGCCCGAGGACGCGCUCGCCAAGCGGCUCUUUUCCCUGAUUGUUGGCGAGGAGAGGAGGAGAGUCGGGCUGGUGCCCAAGAGACGAUGA